CAAAAAUAUCAUGAGAAGCUUCACAUGAGUUACUCUAGUGUGUGCAGAUGCAAAAAUUGAACAAAUGAUCAUGACCCCGUUUGGUAUUUUUUGUCACUUGGCUGAAAGUCGUUUUAACUUGUCCAUUUCUGCCAUGUCUCAGGUCCGUUGUUGGAUGUUUGUCAUAUUCUUUUGGCAUAAAUUUGGGUUGUUGGUAAAUUGCUUGUCCUUUGUGAUCUAGUGCCUCACCUCCGCUUGAAAUACGGAUGUAUGCAGUUGUGAUGUAAAAUGAAGGUGAUCGUACUGUUGUCAACUAUUGGAAUCUUAAAUGCCUUACACUGCGACAAAGAUUACAAUUUUGAUAAACGAGGCUACUACAUAACCUGUCAAGACCUUUCGAGCGAGCACCUCGAUAUCCUUCAAAAUAUCACAAUCAACAACGAAAUAAGUCUUGAGAUAGACAACUCUGUAUUAUACAACGUAUCUUCUGAAAUAUUUCGAAACGUGGGAGAAAUACGUUUCCUUACUAUAAAACAUUCAAUUUUUACAUUUUUACCGUCGGAAAGCAUAUUUAAAACUCUACCCAAGUUAGAGCAUAUUACCAUCCAGAAUACUACCUUUCAUAUGAAUGAAUAUACUUUCUCAGGAAUAAAUCAUUUAAGGGAAUUAGUGUUAUCCAAAAAUGGCUUGAUUAAAGUGGAAGAAAGUACGUUGAAGCAUUUGGAUGUCUUGGAGCUUUUUCAACUGACAGAAAACAUGUUAGAAGAUACAGCAAACAUCGUGAUGUGCGAGUUGAAGAACUUGAAAUCGUUGAAUCUAUCAAGUAACUUGAUAGAGAGUGUUGAUUAUUUUUCCACAUUAUGUGAAAGUCCUACCUCUAUGGAUUUUAGUGGUAAUGGUCAUUCAUAUGCUUCAAAUGUGUCGAAAGAUGACUAUACCAUAUAUGAAUUUGAUUCGAAUUUAGUAGAGUUAGAUUUGAGUCACAAUAGGUUAAGAUCGUUAGGGGAUUUGUUUAACACUGUCAAAUACGUCCAGGUGGCGAACCUGCAGGAAAACAUGUUAACUCAGUUGAAAAAUUCCGACUUCAAACUACUUAAAGAUUUGAGAGACCUCUAUCUCCAAAACAAUAAUAUAACUACUAUAGAAGAUAGAGUAUUUCAUGGAAAAAACAAUUUGGAACGUUUAGAUUUAUCUCGUAAUGGGUUGACGUUUUUCAGUAUAACGGAUUUGCCCAUGCUGAGGUACCUCAACUUGGGUUCGAACAAACUGAAAGAGGAGAAUAUCGAUGUUAUCAACAGUACAAAGACUUUGCAGAAGUUUUUUCUCUAUGAUAACAAUAUUUCCGAAGUAAAACCUUAUGCGUUCCAAAGAUUUAACAAACUUGAAUUACUUGAUUUAAAUGACAAUCACAUAAAAUUAAACAAUAAUUCGUUUAGAGGUUUAUUCGAAAUGAAAACCCUUUUUUUGGCGGGUAACCAGAUGAAAGUGUUACCAGAAACAAUUUUCCGAGAUUUGAGGAAAUUGAAAACUAUCGAUUUAUCGAGAAAUGAAUUCAAAGCAUUAUAUCCAGCUACUUUCAAUGGACUGAAAAAUGUGAAAGUUCUCAAUAUUUCUCACAACCAUUUGGAAGGUUUGGACUACGUUUUACUCAAUCCAUUGAAGAAUUUGCACGUUUUAGAUAUUUCUGACAACAAUUUGCAUUAUAUACAGUACGAUUCUAUAAUUUCUAAUUUGCCAUCACUUUCGGUUUUGAAUAUCCAACAAAAUCGGUUAUCUUGCAAGUUCUUGAUUGAAAUAGCUGGAUAUUUGAAACUGAAAUCAAUCAAUUACACAAUGCAAGAAAAAAUAGAUACUUUUCAUGAAAAUGUAGCCGGUAUAUUUUGCGCAAACGAAGAGAGUAUGGCAGGGCUACAAACUGACACAAACACAGGUCAUACUAACCUUUUAUUCAAUACAGUUAUGACUGUGGUUUCAUUAUUUUUAGUCUUCAUUAUGGGUAUUGUUGGAUUCAAAAUUUACAUUUAUCUGAAGAGACGUAAAUAUAGAGCAGACGAAUUCGAAUUAAUUGUGGAGUAAGUUUAUUUAGUGCAAUAGUUGAUUUAAAAACCGUUAAGGUGACAUCACACAUCACGAAAACUACGAUAUGCUCUGUGAUUGUUGUGAUCUGUGAGUGAUAUUAUUAUUUAGCAUUGAAUUCGAUUUUAUGCUCGUCACCGUACAUAAGUAAACAGAAGUAAAUUCACUCCCGUCGGUCUCUUUGAUGUUUCGGGUCCAGAUUUUAUUUUUUG
Molecule: messenger RNA, 2267 nt
Organism: Leptinotarsa decemlineata (Colorado potato beetle)
Lineage: Eukaryota; Metazoa; Arthropoda; Insecta; Coleoptera; Chrysomelidae
Product: podocan-like
Molecular function (GO): protein binding
Source: RefSeq, a predicted model, not a curated record